Messenger RNA from Trypanosoma theileri, 2655 nucleotides. RefSeq lists its product as uncharacterized. Bases 1 to 2655 code for a protein of 884 amino acids. The record is from RefSeq and is a predicted model, not a curated record. Gene Ontology annotation, molecular function: protein binding. The transcript has a single exon. NCBI's taxonomy places the organism in Eukaryota, Euglenozoa, Kinetoplastea, Trypanosomatida, Trypanosomatidae.
AUGCUGCUAAACUCACAUGUAGUUGCACUCUACGAACGACUUUCUGUUCUCUCCACUGCUGCGAUACAACGUGAGGUGCAGGCGUUCCUUAAUCUCCCAAGCAAUAACAAUAACAGUUCCCAACAAAAACAACAACAACAAUUGCUAAAUGAUGUAUGUGUAUUGUUGGUGAAAAGCGGUGAAUGGCGACGGGCCCUUACUGUGGCGAGUGCACUUCCACAACCACAGGCACUUACUCUUAUCACCGCAUUGGGAUUAACAGAAUCAAAGACACCACAAACACCGCCAUUAACUGAGACUGCAAAGAGUAUAAACACAACGGAACUCCAUGAAAUGUCAAAUGAGGCAUUACUGCGUUUGGGUUUCGCCCUACAGAGGCCACAGUCACAACAUAAAGGUGACACCACAGGGAAACAUCACACAUAUAAUAAUAUGAAUGUACAACAACAGCAACAAGAACUGUUUAUGGAAUUUCGACGGCGACGACGAUAUAAAGAGCUCAUACAAUGUGUAAUGAAUUGGAAAUUUAAAGGUCUUAUUCCAUCAAGAAAAAAGAUGAGUAAAGGCAUUGACCUAAAUGAUGAUUCUAUUCGUAUGGGAUUGGAUAAUAAUUACAGGGAAUUGUCUAGCUCUUAUACUACAACUGGUGUUGCGGCUUCCGAAACACCUUUUAACGCUGAAGAAGCCUUACGAGGACUCAUCUUUAAUGCCUCUUCUAGUAAUCAUUGGGUAGAGGCGUUGCGGGAGUGUCCGGCAUUUUUUAUCACUACACUUCGGGAACCAACAGCAGCAUUGCAAUUUCUUCGCAAGACGAGCGUUGAGACAGUGACACAUUUCAUUUUAUUUAUCUUAAGAGGUGGUAAUGCUACUAAUACGAAUACUAGCUCUAAUACUAAUAAUAAUACUACUAAUACUACUGCUAAUGUGUUUUCACAUCCACCGGUUCUGGCUCACGGUCUGUUGGAGCAGCGUGUCGCUUGGGACACAAUCGCAUCACUUCUUUUCGCAUUGCGGCCACAUUUGGAGCGGGAACGCAAAGUUGUGAAAGAAGAUCUUUUACACGCAAUGCUGAAUGCGCUGCGAGAGGAGGCGGCAGUAAUAAUAACAACAACAACAAAAGAUAAUUCAAGUAUAACCGCACGAGAACGUGUGAGAGCGGCGACGGCCGCUGCAAAUGAUACUCGUCGUCAAUCCAUUCAAUCUGCUGUGGAAGGACUCUGUGUGUGUUUAUCACAACGCAAUGAGGCCCAGACUCGGUUUAUUGGUCUCCCGCUCUUUACGGAGAUUGCCCUCACACUGCGGGACUGCGGUAUAGCUAUUCCUAGCGCACUACUGCAGUGUAUCUUUCUUUGUAUUAGCGACGCCCAACGCUAUCAAAGAUGUGAUCCAUCUAAUUCCCUUUCAUCAUCAUCACUGCAGUGUUCAGCGGAACGAGAACUGCUUAUGAAUAUUCUAAGCGACGCCCCCGCCGAUCGGUGGGUCCCAGGGCUGCAGUUAUUGCAAUUGUGUAGUGCGAAGGAGGACUUUGUGGUCUCCGAUGCCCAUCUUCGCUGUGUCUUGAGUGGACUGCAAAGUAUCUCCAUUACUCGCAUGUGGGAAGCGGCACUCAACACGGCACAAUUCAUCAUGACGGAAUAUCAUGUCUUUCCGGAUGAGUCAUCAGUGGAAAAACUCAUGUUGAACCUUCACGCCGCAUCGUGGGAACGUGCCUUUGAGGUGGUGAAACUAUAUGAGAAAAAACACAUUGCAGUCCCCUCACAGACUCUACGUGAUUUGCAAGUAGUUGCAAUGAAGCACAGCUCAUGGGAUGUAGUACUAAACUUAAUGCAGCAGAUUGAAGAGUCUGGAAAACAACAAGCUGGUUUUAUGAAUUAUAUCUAUUGUUUGCGAGCCUAUGGCUGUGCUGGGAAAUGGAAGGAGGCUGCAACGCUUUUUAAACAUAUGAAGAAUGUGCAGGGUGUUGAUGAACACUCUGUAUAUAAUGAGGUGACUGUUGCUGUCCCUGUUCUUGGUAUGAUGGACCGUCAAAAGUGGGAAUGUGUUUUGUUUUUUGUGAGGGAAAUAUGCCGCCAGUGCGGUGAUGAACUCACGAAAGAAGGCCGAGAGGUGACUCUGGCAUCUGUUUUACUUUCAUUUGUGCAUAUGGGGAACACCGUAGGUGUGGCAUCCUUCUUAAACACAUACAGUGGAGACAAGAGUAAACUCCCCAAGUCUUCUUCUUCCUCUUCCUCUUCCUCUUCCUCUGCUGCAGAUAUCUACACUCUGGAGGAUAUUGUACAGUUGCAAUUCCCACCCGCUUCUGUUGAGGAACUCCGUGAGAUUGUGGAAAGAGCGGCACAGCUGCAGACACUGCUUGGCAUGGAACAUCUAAACGCACCCAUUCGUUUAGUCUUUGAUCUCCUCGCUACUGAACAACACCGUCGCCAUCACCAGGCGGAACAUAUCGGGCAUACCGUGCGAAAUAGUACAGUGCGGCCGUCCAUGUAUGUACCGCCGCAACACGUGCAGGCGCAGCAGGAGCGACUGGCGACGGCAUUGGGAGAAUUCGUGCGGCGUGAUGAGAAUCUCUUCAGCGGGGCUGCACAACAGGCAGUGGCAGAGGCAAUGUCGAAGAUUGGCGCAGGACCGGCGUACUUGAAGGCUGCGCUAUUCUAA